This is a messenger RNA of Penicillium verrucosum, 186 nucleotides long. RefSeq lists its product as uncharacterized. Lineage: Eukaryota; Fungi; Ascomycota; Eurotiomycetes; Eurotiales; Aspergillaceae. The coding region runs from base 1 to 186 and encodes 61 amino acids. The record is from RefSeq and is a predicted model, not a curated record. The transcript has a single exon.
AUGGACCGUGUGCUGGCCACACGAUCCGAGAGCCAUGUGUCGGGUGCUGAAAUUUGGAAGGAAGAUUUUGAGGUCACGUCGGACCGUUGUGGGACCGACAUUAGGCCACAAGGGGAGUUUCGGAAUCACAUUCCAGACAAUGACGAGUACCUAGACGAUGAACGCGACAAGGACGUCACUCUCUGA